Molecule: messenger RNA, 822 nt
Organism: Dracunculus medinensis (Guinea worm)
Lineage: Eukaryota; Metazoa; Nematoda; Chromadorea; Rhabditida; Dracunculidae
Source: the annotation of a GenBank genome assembly
UUUCUGGAAAUGUCAUCAAGUACGGUUCCAGCUUCAUUACAUCAGAUUGGGCAUUACGUUAAAAUUGCCAAUGAAAAUGAAAAGCGUGAUCCGGUCAUUUAUUACUGGUGUUUAUAUUAUGCAGUGAAGAAAGGAAUGUCAAUUGAUAAGAGUUCACCAGAAGCUUUGAAUUAUUUAACUGGUCUUCUUUCUGUUCUCGAAAUGCGAUAUAGUAAUUUUGAAGCCAUUGCGCAAGAUAUUGUGGCUCAAUCACAUAUUGAAAACUUCGCAUUAAAAUUAUUUGAUUCUGCCGAUGAAAUGGAUAGAAAAUCCAUGUUUUCAACAAACGUCGUGAAAUUGUUUUAUGUAGCUGGUCAUCUCAUAGAUGUUUUAACCUUGUUUGGCGAACUCGACGAGUCAUUAAUAUCAACUCGUAAGUACGCGAAAUGGAAGGCAACGUAUAUUUACAAUUGCCUUAAGAAUGGUGAAGUGCCUCAUGCGGGACCAGUGGAUAUGCGAGGUUAUUCAGAAUCUGAUCUAUUUAUUAUUAAUGCUUCGCAGCAAAUUCCAUCUGCAGUUGCUACCAAAGAUUUAACGACAACUCCUCGUCACAGCUCGAUCUGCGCUGAGUUCGUAAGUGAUCCUCAGUCAAAUUUGAAUCAAAGUGAGAAUAAUAAUGUUCCAACAACUGAACAUAGCGCCUUAUCCACCCAAGAUUACAUCGAAGCACAGAAACAUGCUAAAUAUGCAGUAAGCGCAUUAACGUACGAGGAUCCAAAAACCGCUAUCGAGAAUAUGAAAGCUGCUAUAGCGAUCUUAACUAAAUAUGAUAGACCAUUUUGA